Amblyraja radiata (thorny skate) is the source of this 1193-nucleotide messenger RNA. Its product is annotated as tubulin gamma-1 chain-like. Gene Ontology annotation, cellular component: gamma-tubulin complex; microtubule. The record is from RefSeq and is a predicted model, not a curated record. Gene Ontology annotation, molecular function: GTP binding. NCBI's taxonomy places the organism in Eukaryota, Metazoa, Chordata, Chondrichthyes, Rajiformes, Rajidae. The annotation marks the transcript as partial. Gene Ontology annotation, biological process: cytoplasmic microtubule organization; microtubule nucleation. The transcript is spliced from 8 exons.
GUAAACCACAGGAUUCCCAUCACGUCACGUCUCGUGGUCAGACGGACCGCGACCCCCUGAUUACGUCACGCCGUCAGGGAGAUCGCGAGCCCCUUUGUAAGUUUCGCCGUGAGCUCGAUGUGCCGGCGUCAGGUGGAGACGGGGGCCCUACGUCAUGCCGUCAGAUGGAGCGCAAGCCCGCCUACGUCAUGCCGUCAGGUGGAGCGCGAAUUCCGCCCUACGUGGGGAUGUGGGCGUCCUGUCUCAGUGUACUAGACCUCGAGGAGACCACCCCUGCUGGGAUAUGUACAGUUGUGGUCACCCUGCUACAGGAAGGGUGUCAGUACCCAAAGAAGUUGGUUCAGACUUACUCUGUGUUCCCUAAUCAAGAUGAGAUGAGUGAUGUCGUUGUGCAGCCUUAUAAUUCGCUGUUACCACUGAAGAGACUAACUCAAAAUGCAGACUGUGUGGUUGUUCUUGACAACACAGCACUAAACCGGAUUGCAACAAACAGGCUUCAUAUUCAGAACCCUUCCUUUUCUCAGAUCAACCAGUUGGUGUCCACAAUCAUGUCUGCAAGUACCACCACACUCCGGUACCCAGGCUAUAUGAAUAAUGAUCUAAUUGGACUGAUUGCUUCCCUUAUUCCCACUCCAAGGCUUCAUUUUCUCAUGACUGGCUAUACUCCGCUUACGACAGAUCAAUCAGUGGCAAGUAUACGUAAAACUACAGUCCUGGAUGUCAUGCGAAGACUGUUGCAACCAAAGAAUGUGAUGGUGUCCACUGGCAGAGACAGGCAAACUAACCACUGUUACAUUGCCAUCCUCAACAUUAUCCAAGGAGAAGUGGUCCCUACUCAGGUCCAUAAAAGUCUGCAAAGAAUACGAGAGCGUAAAUUGGCCAACUUCAUACCGUGGGGACCAGCCAGUAUUCAGGUGGCAUUGUCACGGAAGUCUCCAUACCUGCCAUCAGUUCACCGUGUCAGUGGGCUUAUGAUGGCCAAUCAUACCAGCAUCUCCUCAUUGUUUGAAAGAACCAGCAGACAGUAUGAUAAACUCAGAAAAAGAGAAGCGUUCUUAGAACAAUUUCGCAAAGAGGACAUAUUUAAGGAGAGUUUUGAUGAACUGGAUAAUUCCCGGGAGAUUGUCCAGCAGUUAAUUGAUGAAUAUCACGCUGCAACUCGCCCCGACUACAUUUCCUGGGGUACACAGUAG